AAGUUUGUAUGGCGAGCGGCGCCAUGCCGUUUGUAUUUACGGUUUUCCGAGAAAAAUCUCGUCCUUACAUGUUAUCGCCGGGUAAUCUCGCGUAAGGAAAGGGUUCUCGUCGCGCGGGACCAAUGGUUAUCGAUGAUCGACGACGUCCGGUCGAGCGCGAUAUGCGGCAUCAUGUCAUGCCAGCGCUCUCGGCCGGCUUUGGCGAACACAUUGAGGAGUACGAGGUGCUGAAUCUGCUGGGCAAGGGCGGCUACGGGAGCGUUUAUCGAGCGAAAUGCCUCCGCAGCGGCAUGGAAGUCGCGAUCAAAAUGAUCGACAAGAAAAUGAUGCAGGCUGCUGGGAUGGUGGGUAGAGUAAGGCAAGAAGUGGAGAUACAUUCGCGAUUAAAACAUCCGGCUAUCUUGGAGUUGUACACAUGUUUUGAAGAUGCAAACUAUGUGUAUUUAAUUUUAGAAUUAUGUCAUAAUGGGGAACUUCAACGCUUUCUCAAAGCGCAGGGCACCAAAGCUUUACCUGAAGAAAAUGCUGCCCGCAUAAUUAGACAAGUUGUACAAGGUUUACUUUACCUCCAUUCCCAUCAAAUACUUCACAGAGAUAUGUCAUUGUCUAAUCUACUUUUGACCAGAGAUAUGCAAGUGAAAAUAGCAGAUUUUGGAUUAGCUACACAAUUAACUAAACCAGAUGAAAAACAUGUGACCAUGUGCGGCACACCAAACUACAUUUCUCCUGAAGUUGCUACAAGAUCCUCACAUGGACCAGAGGCGGAUGUAUGGAGUUUGGGAUGUAUGUUGUAUACUUUAUUGGUGGGUAAACCACCAUUCGACACUGAUGCAGUUAAGAGUACUUUAACGCGAGUAGUAAUGGCUGAUUACAUAAUGCCAUCUUAUUUGUCGGAUAAUGCAAAAGAUUUAAUAGAAAAAUUACUGAGAAAAAAUCCGAAAGAGAGGAUACGUCUACGGGAUAUUCACAAACAUCCAUUUAUAACAAAUAUAGAAAGAAAUAGGCUAUAUAAUGAAAAAAAUGACAUAGGAGGUAAAGAUUUAUUAACUAAUGGUAUGAUAGAUUCUGGGCUAGGUAGGACACUAUCCUCAUACGGUCGGUCGAAAGUGCGAUCUCGGUCGGAGGAAAGAACGUCGACAACGCCGAUAAUGCCUAUGAUUAGUAUGAGAAGCGAGGCAUUAUCUGAACCUGUUGCAAAAAUACAAUCAAAUUACAGAGUGAGAUACGGGAAUUACGCGAAAGAAGACUCUGUGCUGCUAGGUAUUCCAUCAUUUCGCAGGGUGUUCUCGCAAAACGAGCAGUACAACAAUUACAAUGAAUAUGAUCAUUUAGAGAAGCAGAAAAUGAUAGUAAGGAACAAUAAACCAAAAAAGGAAAAGAGCGCGGAAAAUCAUAAUGUGGAAGGAACUGAGGAAAGCGUAAAGUUACAAGUACCUCCUUUGAAUACCAAUAGAUUACAACCCACUAGACACAGAACGAACACCGCGAUUCUUACGCUUCUAGACAAUGGAGAAGUGUGCACUGAGUUUGUUAAACGUAAAAAUGGCAGGGAAAAAAUCAGCGAUGUGUGCAGAAUAUCAGGCGAUGGUCUACGUGUCGUUCUUUACAAACCAGUAACUACAGAAGUUGGCUCGCAACCACCACCAUUGCCCAGUCGAGGUGCUGAUAGUAUUUAUUCCUAUGAGAAUUUACCAGCAUGUCAUCAUCGAAAAUACAUGUACGCGUAUCGUUUCGUGCAAUUAGUUCAGGCGAAAACUCCAAAAUUAACGCUGUAUACCCAGCGUUCAAAAUGUGUCUUCAUGGAGAAUGGUCCACAGCCUGACUGUGAAGUGCAUUUUUACAAUGGAGUGCAGAUCAUUCGAGUAAAUGGUGUCAUAAAAAUCACCGAUCACAAUGGUGAUACAUUUGUUGAGGGUGAAUUUCCAUCGCAUCUCGAAAGCUAUUGCGAACAUUACUCGGAGUGCUAUAAACGAUGUUUACUACUGGAAUCCACUUUGACGUCUUUGGAGGCGGCCACUGGGCAUCCUUGUUUUCCUGUGAUAAUUGGACGAAGGCCUAGCACGGCUUUGAAUGAUGUUCCCUAUUUACAGGGAAAAGAAAAUAUAUCGCAUAUUAGAAAUGUUUCUCCCGUCUUGCCGUCAUUCAAUGGUAGCUGUUCCGUCGUUUCGACGAUGACUUCUAGAUCGCGCAAGAUGAAUUCUAUGCAUAGUUUGAAUAAUGCAAAUAAAGUAGCGGUACCAGGAGUUGGAUUCGCUACAAGAUUAUCGUCCGGUGAUAUCCGAGUUGACUACAAAGACGGGUCCGCUUUAACUGUAAGUCCGCAAAAUCAAGAUAGCAUCACAUACGAAAGUAAUGAUGGUGUUAUUGUACGAUAUAAUAAGCAUCACCAGCAAAAUUUGGAAGUGCCAGUUCAAGAGAAACUUCGUCAAUUGCCAAUGGUUAUCCAAUAUCUCAUGGAACCAAGGCACAUAUGUAUCCGGUAGCUUCAAUUGAAAAUAUUGAAUAUUUUUGUACAAUAUGACUGAAAAAUCACUCUCGAAUGACUAUAACGGAGAAGAGAAAUGUAAAUAGUACUAUUAAUUUAAAAGUAAUUAUUACAAAUGUGGGACUUAAAUGAAAAUUUUUUUAAUAUACAAAGGAAAAUUCUACAGAAUAACAUUUGAUAUCUGCCACUCAAAGUAACAAACUAUACAG
Messenger RNA from Camponotus floridanus (Florida carpenter ant), 2694 nucleotides. It is a transcript of the gene SAK, whose product is annotated as serine/threonine-protein kinase PLK4. The coding region runs from base 123 to 2483 and encodes 786 amino acids. The transcript is spliced from 12 exons. Gene Ontology annotation, molecular function: ATP binding; protein kinase activity; protein binding. The record is from RefSeq and is a predicted model, not a curated record. NCBI's taxonomy places the organism in Eukaryota, Metazoa, Arthropoda, Insecta, Hymenoptera, Formicidae. Gene Ontology annotation, biological process: protein phosphorylation.